CUCUCGAGAGCUCACGUCUCCACUGUUGACAUGAUGGCGAAGCCGUCAAUUUCCUUUGUUGUUUCCUCAUCUGCCGCGACAUGCCGUCCAGCCGAUUCAUCGAACCCUUGACAUCCUUCCGCCUUGACAUGCAGCCUGGCUAUCGGCCCCAGUCUCGGUCGAGAUCCAUGAAAUCGUCCCGCUGAACCACCUCCCUCGUCUAAUGAACUUGAAACGACAGACCCGCCAACCGUGCAAACUCCUCUGCAUUAGUGACAUGUACGCAAUGCCGCGUACCUGUAACCACAAAUCUCUAUGACAUCUGUGUAAGAAUAUAAAACAUCCUGCCAGACCUGCUGUUGGGGCCUUUUCCUUUUCUCAUCACAUUCCAUUCUCUUCCAUCACACUCUUUGAUUAUCUUCAAACUCAAGACAGCAGGUCCUGUCAUUGCAUUCAUUUUCAACAUGCUUUUCUCCAUCUCUACUUUCGCCGCCGUCUCGGCCUUUGCAUCUGCUGCACUGGGUGCUGCUCUCCCUGUCUCGGCCAACCCCAACACCGUCGCUAAGCGUGCCUUGACUGGCGAGGCUACUUUCUACGGAGGCAACACCUCUGGCGGACAGUGCUCGUUCACAGAGUACACUCUGCCCUCUGGUGUCUACGGAACUGCUCUCUCCGACUCUAACUGGAGCAAUGCCGCCAACUGCGGCGCCUGUGUCUCCGUCAAGGGCCCCAAUGGCAAGAGCAUCACUGCCAUGAUCACCGACCAGUGCCCAGGUUGUGGCACCAACCACCUCGAUCUUUAUGAGAAUGCCUUCACCCAGCUUGCUGCCAAGUCCGCUGGCAUCAUCAAUGUGUCUUGGGACUACGUCGCUUGUCCCAUCACCUCCCCUCUAUCGAUCCACAUGAAGUCCGGUGUAUCGCAGUACUGGUUCUCUGCUCAAGUGGUCAAUGCCAAGCGCCGCACCACCAAGCUUGAGGUCAGCACCGACUCUGGCAAGACUUGGAAGGCUGCUGCCAGAACCACCUACAACUUCUUCGAGAUCUCGUCCGGCUCCGGUGCCACCUCUGCCUGGAUCAGAGUCACCAGUGAGACUGGCUCCACUGUUACCGUCAAGAACGUCUCUCAGACUGGUGAUGUCAGAGCCACUGCUACUGCCAACUAUGCUUAAGCAGCUCGUGUCAUCUGAACAAGCUGUAUCUGAAUAUAUGUUCGGGCUUGUGUUGACAUUUGUAUGCUUCAAUAGUGAUAGCACAACAGACAAUCUAAGGAC
Molecule: messenger RNA, 1250 nt
Organism: Aureobasidium pullulans EXF-150
Lineage: Eukaryota; Fungi; Ascomycota; Dothideomycetes; Dothideales; Saccotheciaceae
Product: barwin-like endoglucanase
Exons: 1
Coding region: 444-1148 (234 amino acids)
Source: RefSeq, a predicted model, not a curated record